CAUAAAUCAACCUUAAGUGGAUCUUUUCCCACAUAAAAGUCCAAAUAAAAAGCCAUUAUAAUUAACCAUCAAAGAUAGAACUCUCAAAUUGAAGAGAGAGUUCAUAUUAUUUCUUUCUCUCCAAGAUGGGAAUAAGAAAUAUUAACUUCCAUGUUCAUCAAGACAUGGAUGUUUGCUUUCAAGCUCCAAAUUUUAUUGAAUGGUUAAAACCAUCAUCUAAUAAUUCUUCUUCAUCUCCCUCUCCUUCUUCUUCAUCUUCUUCUUCAUCUACCAUCACUCAAUCAAAGAUACUGAUUCAUCCUGACCAAGAAAAUCCCAUGACUUUCUUGAAACUCCCUCUCCUUUACAAUCCACAAGAAGUUGAAGAUAUUGACAUUAAUCAAACAGUUCAAUGUUUGCCUCUUCUUAGCAAAUUAACCGAUCUGAAAACGGAGAAGGAGGAGGAACAUUUUGAAGUAAAGGAAGAAAAUAUGGAGAAAGUUAGAGUAUCUUUGCAUAUAGGGCUUCCUGAUGUUGAAGCAAAGCCUUUUAACUUCAAGAAGGAAGAUGAAAAUGGGGAGAAAAAUAGCACUAAUAUUAAGGGUUGCAAUUUCAACAGUGAGAGUAGGUUUUGGAUCCCAACGCCAGCUCAAAUUCUUGUUGGUCCCAUGCAAUUUGCUUGUAAUAUAUGCAACAAGACCUUUAAUAGAUACAACAACAUGCAGAUGCACAUGUGGGGUCAUGGUUCAGAAUACAGAAAAGGGCCAGAAUCACUUAGAGGAACACAGCCAGCAGCAAUGCUAAGGCUACCAUGCUACUGUUGUGCUCAAGGCUGCAAGAACAACAUCAACCAUCCAAGGGCAAAACCAUUAAAAGAUUUCAGAACCCUUCAAACUCACUACAAGAGGAAACAUGGAGCAAAAUCAUUCAGUUGUAGGAAAUGUGGGAAGACAUUUGCAGUGAAAGGAGAUUGGAGGACACAUGAGAAGAAUUGUGGAAAGUUAUGGUAUUGCACUUGCGGUUCUGAUUUUAAGCACAAGAGAUCACUUAAAGAUCAUAUUAGGUCAUUUGGUAAAGGACAUUCUCCUCACCCUUCUCUUGAUGGCUUUGAAGAUAAGGAUGGUGGCUCUAGUGAUGAUGAAAAUCUCACUAAUUGAGGAAAUUAAAUUGUUCAAGAGUAAGCAAGAAUUUCUCCUUGCCUAAUUCAAAUGAAAUUCUUGACUACUCUUGGAGUUCACAUCAAGGUUUUUAAAUGGCUAUGCCUAUGAAGUUAUUGGCAAGAUUUUUAAGUCCUUUUUAAGUUUCUUUGUUUUGUUUUGGUGUGUGUGUGUUUUUGUGCUUUUGGUGUAUGAUGCAGCCCUGGCAAUUGCUCGGCAACAAGAAUUUCUCAGGAAGAGAGGGGUUUGUUGAGGAGCAUUAGCAUGGUGGUGAUCAUUAAGCAUUACUUAGAGAUAUAUAAGAUGUUUUUCUUGUGCUAAUUUAGUUUAUUUGUAACAAUAAGGGUGGUGACCUAAAACAUUAAAGUGCAUGAAGCAGCUGAAUUUUCUCCUUUGCUGUGCUCCUAGCUAAUAGGUUUAUUGGAGAAAAUUUAUCAGCUUCAUUGCUAACUUGUAAUGUUCCAUGCAUAAUGUAAUGAGUUCAAUUGCUUGUGUGA
Molecule: messenger RNA, 1633 nt
Organism: Lycium ferocissimum
Lineage: Eukaryota; Viridiplantae; Streptophyta; Magnoliopsida; Solanales; Solanaceae
Product: zinc finger protein WIP3-like
Exons: 2
Coding region: 126-1136 (336 amino acids)
Biological process (GO): anatomical structure development; regulation of gene expression
Cellular component (GO): nucleus
Molecular function (GO): DNA-binding transcription factor activity
Source: RefSeq, a predicted model, not a curated record